ACGUAAUGACGUCGAAAUUCCGCGACCCAGGCUGUAGUUCAGUGAGCGCUAAUAACAGAGGGGUGUGUGGAUUACAUUACGACUGGGACAUGACUCCUAAAGUUUAUUCACGUUAGUUAGUCGACUGUAUUUUGUUUUUGUUUAAAGUUUAUUUUCGUGACCGACGAGCUUUAACGAGCUUUAAGAGAGCGCGCGCACGCAGAAGAUGAAGGAUGAGUGCACGUGACGGCGGAAGCAGCAGCAGCAGUGAGGAUGAAAGCACGCACAGGAUUAAAGAGGCGGUGUGGAGUUUUGGAGCUGAAACACACAAGAUGCAUGAAGAUGGAGGGAAACACACACACAGUAAGAGACUGAAAGUGUCUGAGCACGAACACGACGGCAACGAGCUGAAAACCACACCAGAGUUCCGCUCUCACGUCGCCAAGAAGCUCGGAGCCAUGCUGGACAGUGUGAUCUGUGAGGUUUCCAGAGAGACCCCUGACUGUAAACCUGCGCUGUGUGACAACACACAGGAUGACGCUGAUGAUGGUUUCCGCCUUUUCUCCACAUCACUUCCUGGUAACUGGAGGGAGGAGCCAAAGCAAGCCCCGCCUCCUAAACGCAGACCUGCACCCAGCUCCAGUGACAGUGACAGUGAGAUGGAGUCGAGGCUGAGGGAAGCGGCCGUGUCCGUAUCAGAUCUGCUUCUUUCCUCCUGCACAGAGAGACGACUGGAGGACGAGAGGACGGAUGCCGGAGCGAGGGAUGAGGAGAGCGCCGAACCGAAGAAGAAGAAGAAGAAGAAGAAGAAGAAGAAAAAGAAAAGGAAAGCUGUGACAGAGAGAGAGGAAGACGAGUCGUUAGCGCAGGGAGACAGACGUGUCGGUCAGGAACAGAGCAGAGAGAACAACACGCUGAAGAAGAAGAAGAAAAUGAAUGAGGGAGUGAAAGAGAGCGAAUGAAAGAGAGACUGGUUAUUUACUUGUUUCAGGUUGUGUUUAAUAUCAGGAGCGGUUCUUUAUUCAGUUCACUGCAGUUUCUUCUUGUUUUGUUUUUUGAAAUAAAUCAUUUUUUUUUAUAAAAGAGAAAACUGCACUGA
Molecule: messenger RNA, 1078 nt
Organism: Ictalurus punctatus (channel catfish)
Lineage: Eukaryota; Metazoa; Chordata; Actinopteri; Siluriformes; Ictaluridae
Gene: c5h12orf43
Product: chromosome 5 C12orf43 homolog
Exons: 6
Coding region: 213-941 (242 amino acids)
Biological process (GO): Spemann organizer formation; Wnt signaling pathway; negative regulation of Wnt signaling pathway
Source: RefSeq, a predicted model, not a curated record